Molecule: messenger RNA, 2629 nt
Organism: Scatophagus argus
Lineage: Eukaryota; Metazoa; Chordata; Actinopteri; Scatophagidae
Gene: bbs1
Product: Bardet-Biedl syndrome 1
Exons: 6
Coding region: 1-1743 (580 amino acids)
Biological process (GO): protein localization to cilium; non-motile cilium assembly
Cellular component (GO): BBSome; axoneme; centrosome
Molecular function (GO): patched binding; smoothened binding
Source: RefSeq, a predicted model, not a curated record
AUGGAGUCGAGCGGUGAUGGUGGGAAAUGGCUGGACGCUCACUAUGACCCGGUGGCAAGUCUGUACACCUUCUCGUCCUGCGUGGACCUGGCGGACCUGAGUGGGGAUGGGGAGAGCCGGCUGGUGGUGGGGGACCUGGGCUCCGGCUCAUCUGGCAUGAAGCUGAAGGUGUACCGGGGCACGGCACUGAUGAGCGAGAGCACCCUGCUGGACCUGCCCUCUGGCCUCGUCGCCUUCUUCAUGGACCUGCAUGAGCCACGCAUCCCAGCCGUCGCCGUGGCAUCCGGACCCUGCAUCUAUGUCUACAAAAACCUCCGGCCGUACUUCAAGUUCACACUGCCCAGCCUGGAGGUCAACACACUGGAGCAGGAUGUGUGGCAGCAGGUGAGGGAGGGUCAGAUCGACCCUCUGACCCUGAAGGAGAUGUUGGAGAGCAUCAGGAAGAAGGCAGACCUCCCACUUUCUGUCCGCUCACUCAGGUUCCUCUCUCUGGACACCAGCGAAAUGGAUGAGUUUGUCCAGCUGCACAAACAGCAGCCAAUCAGACGGCAGACAGUCAUCACCUGCAUCGCAACUCUGAAGAAGAGCACAGCUGACGAGGACGGCGUCAGCUGUCUGGUGAUCGGUACAGAGAGCAGCGACGUCUACGUCCUCGACCCUGAAGCUUUCAUCAUCCUGUCCAAGAUGUCGCUGCCUGCCGCUCCCACCAUGAUGGAUGUGACAGGUCAGUUUGACGUGGAGUUUCGCAUCACGGUGGCAUGUCGGAACGGCAACAUCUACGUCCUGCGCAGGGAGUCAGACAGACCAAAGUACUGCAUCGAGCUGUCAGCCCACCCAGUCGGUCUCGUGAGAGUCGGGAAGAACGUGGUGGUCGGCUGCACCGACGAGAGCCUGCAGGGCUUCACUCAGAAGGGGAAGAAGCUGUGGAAGGUCGUCCUUCCCACGCCCAUCACCACCAUGGCUGCCAUGGACCUCCCCACCAGAGGCUUCCAGGCGGUUCUGGUAGGCCUGGCCAACUGUGAGGUCCAGCUGUUCCGGGACAAGAACCUGCUGAGCACCAUCAAGACGCCUGAUGUGGUCACCAGCAUCUGCUUUGGCCGAUACGGCCGCGAGGACGGGACCCUUAUCAUGACCACCAAGGGAGGGGGCUUGGUGGUGAAGAUCCUAAAGAGGACAGCGGCCUUUGAUGACAGGGAUAGCACCCCUGGACCGCCGCUGGCCCAGAGUAUCCGCCUCAAUGUGCCCAAGAAGACCAAGCUGUACGUGGACCAAACGCUGAGGGAGCGUGAGAACGGCGCGGCCAUGCACCGCGCCUUCCAGAUGGACCUGAGCCGGCUGCGCCUGUCCGCAGCCAAAGCCUACAUCAGAGCCCUGGAGUCCAGCCUGACGCCGAUGUCCUCCAGCCUCAGCGAGCCACUCAAAAUGAAUGCUGUGGUGCAGGGUCUGGGCCCGUCCUUUAAACUCACCCUGAAUGUCCAGAACACAGCAGCUUGUCGGCCUGUCAUGAACCUGGCCAUCAGCUUCCUAUACGACGAGAACCUGUACAGAAUGAGGAACCCAUACAUGAGGAUCCCCCUUCUGGUGCCUGGACUCAUCUACCCCGUGGAGACCUUUGUGGAGUGCACGAGUGACAAGGGCAUCUCUGACAUCAUCAAGGUGUUUGUGCUGCAUGAGGGGAAGAGCUGCCCGCUGCUGACCGCCCACAUCAACAUGCCCGUCAGCGAGGGACUGACACUCAACUGACUCACAGUUCUGUCCAUCACAGACAGGCUCCAGACGUCGCAGGACUGAACUGAGAAAGGAAAGCUCACCCAGCAGAUCACUACAGAAUCUGCAUUUUAGUCCAGUUGAAUCAGACUAAAAUGCCAGAACUUCAAGACUCAGUCCACUUCCUGUCCUGGACCACCUGCAGGACAGAGUAGAUUUGUGAUUUUAGUAGAAUAAAAGCUGAAGCACAGCAGACAGGAAGCAAUCUCCUCAGCUGUACGACCCACCUGUGGCCUGUAUUUAUACAGGAUCAUCUGGUGACCAUGGUAACCAGUGUGUGUGUGUGUAAAUGGUUCAAACAGAAGUGUGUGUGUGUGUGUGUGUGUGUGUUAGCUCUGUAAUGUUACAGCUCAAGAUGCUUCAUUAUUCAUGUAUUUCUGCCUGCUUGUUUAUAUAUUUUUCAACAGAUGAGCUCCACCUCUAGUCUGAACUAAUAAAACUGUCUGUGUCGCUUCAUGGUGGUUUGUGCGUAAACAGGAAACGGCAGAAAUAAGAGACGGAAACUGACCGUCUCAUCGGAACUAAACUAAACGUGAAACAGCACCAUCUGCUGGACACGAGCUGCCAGCUUCAGAUUCUGCCUGAAUGUUUUUAAUUCCUCACAGAAACUGGAGACAGCAUGUGCUGAGUGGGGAACAUCCAGUCCUCUGUAGAGUCCGGCCGCAUCACGUCGUCAGUUUGCAGUUUGAUUGGGUCGCAUCUGAUAUGCAGAUUCAUCGACUGUUUGAGCUCUCAGGGAUUAAAAUCACUGCAGUUUGUUCAUGAAGAAACAUCAACUGUACAAACAAGUUCUAAUUAUUAUGUGUUUUUUGAAUGUAGUCUUAUUCUUCUUCCUCUUGCUGAAAAUAAAGGUUGCUUUACA